Pseudogymnoascus destructans is the source of this 1613-nucleotide messenger RNA. RefSeq lists its product as uncharacterized. Bases 1 to 1095 code for a protein of 364 amino acids. The record is from RefSeq and is a predicted model, not a curated record. Gene Ontology annotation, molecular function: hydrolase activity. The transcript is spliced from 2 exons. Lineage: Eukaryota; Fungi; Ascomycota; Leotiomycetes; Thelebolales; Thelebolaceae.
AUGGCAUUUACAGCCGACGAGACUGCCACCGUCACCCCCAAAUACCCCAUCAUCGACUCCCACAUCCACAUCUACCCCGCAUCUGAGGUGCACACACUCGCCUGGUUCGAUCCCAACUUGCCCCUAGCCACAAACCAGCACUCCCUCGAAGAAUACACCGCCGCCACCACCUCCCCCCCCGAACUCGAGGGGUUCAUCUUCCUCGAGACCGACCGCGAGCAUGACCUCGACUCCGGCGAGGCUGAUGGCAGCGGCUGGGCCGGGCCCUUGAUGGAGGUCGACUGGAUCCGCCGCGUUACCGUUGGCGAGCCCAAGGAGGGCGAGGGCCACGACGAGAGCCAUGCCAAAUUGGUGCAGGGGUUUGUGCCAUGGGCGCCUCUGCCGAGCGGGGCGGCGGUGGUGGAGCGGUAUAUAGAGAAGGCGCGGGAGGUGGCGGGGGAGGAGGCGGGGAAGAGGAUCUCUGGGUUCCGGUAUUUGGUGCAGAGUAAGCCAAAGGGGACGAUGCUGGGGGAGGGCUUUAUUGAGGGCUUGAAGCUGCUGGGGAGGGAGAAGCUGACGUUUGAUUUGGGGGUUGAUCAGCACAAUGGGGGGGAUUGGCAGUUGGAGGAGGCAGUGGAGAUGAUUCGAUUGGCUCAUGAGGGCGUUGAUGAUGCACAGAAAGUUAGGAUUGUGAUAAACCACCUUUGCAAGCCCGACUUUUCCUUUUGCGCUCUCCCACCCGACGAACUCUAUGAGAAACCUCGCUUCCGGAAGUGGCGGGAGGCCAUAUUCGAGCUAUCCCAAGCCAAGAACACUUACAUGAAGCUCAGCGGGUGCCUGUCCGAGCUGCCGGACUCCCUGAAAACCGAAUCAGCAAACCACAUCUUCGCCGCCAUCUUGCCCUGGCUAUCGGUCAUCCUGGCGGCGUUCCGCGGGAGGCUGAUGUUCGGAAGCGAUUGGCCGGUCUGCACGGUGGGCGUUGGCGAUGAUGCGUGGAAGAAGUGGAGGGCGGUGGUGGCGGGAAUGUGUGAGAUGGGAGGCUUGGGCAUGGAGGAGCAGAUUAUGCUUUGGAGCGGGACGGCGAUCGUUGCUUAUGGGCUUAACCCAUCGAUGUGAAUUAUCUGAGAGGAGGCGCUGCCAGCCUCCCGUAGACUGUAGCUAGUUGUGCACGCUUCUGCCAAUAAAUUUUGAAAUUAGGGUAGGUCAUCCUUGCGAGGCUCGCGGGGCUUGCGGGGCUUGCUGACCCCGCCGCCGGGGUUGAUCUCCAUAGUUGUGUAAGGUCGCAGGGAACUAUCCCCUUCCUCUCCUAGCUUGUCGUUCGCCUCCUGCGCGGCAAGAACUUCACCCAGCGUUGGUCCAAAGGACCAGGGAUAAUACCUCGCCUCGGGUUGCUAAAGCCUGGUUGAUUCUGUUCUGAGUCUCUUCAUCUCCACCAGGCAGCCUCUUACCGAGCCGGCGGAGGUUUGAUGCCGACAUACGGGUUUGUAAACGCUGGCCAUUCCAUUAUCAGUAGAAGUGUGGGUGUAAAAGACGAAGAGGAUUGGUAAACGAUGGGGAAUAUGUUGGUUAUUUAUGUCUUAGCACUCGGUGACUGUAGGCCAACCAACAAUAAGCUUUCUAAAUGAAGGGAGGUC